Uloborus diversus is the source of this 3648-nucleotide messenger RNA. RefSeq names its product protein kibra-like (gene kibra). Gene Ontology annotation, cellular component: cytoplasm. Lineage: Eukaryota; Metazoa; Arthropoda; Arachnida; Araneae; Uloboridae. Gene Ontology annotation, biological process: regulation of DNA-templated transcription; cell migration; negative regulation of organ growth. The record is from RefSeq and is a predicted model, not a curated record. The transcript is spliced from 22 exons. Gene Ontology annotation, molecular function: kinase binding; molecular adaptor activity. The coding region runs from base 85 to 3648 and encodes 1187 amino acids.
GAAUUCAAGAUGGAGUCUUUUAGCGUAGUAGCUGCUGUCGAGGAGUAAGGAUCUGAUCCAAUUUUGGAUUUAUUUGUGAAAAAUAUGCCGAAGAGACGAAAUGGAGAAAUUCCUCUGCCGGACGGAUGGGAUGUUGGCCGCGAUUUCGACGGUAAAAUAUAUUUCAUCGACCAUAUUAACAAGAAAACAACAUGGAUCGAUCCUCGCGACAGGUAUACAAAGCCACAGACCUUCGCAGAUUGUGUUGGAGAUGAACUUCCAUUUGGUUGGGAAGAAUGUUUUGAUGACCAGAUUGGAGUAUAUUACAUUGAUCAUAUGAAUCAAUCAAACCAGAUUGAAGAUCCUCGACAACAGUGGAGACAACUCCAAGAAGCAAUGCUAAAAGAUUACCUUCUUACUGCACAAGAAGAUUUGGCAGCUAAAAAAGAAAUAUUUGACAUCAAACAACAACGACUUUCACUUGCUCAAGAUGAAUAUCAUCAUUUAACUGCUGCUCUUCAAGGUUUAAACUCUUGUCCUUCAAAUGUUAGUCUAUGCUCUUCAGGAUCUGCUGCUUCAUCAACAAGUAGUUGUACUACAAAAUUUGAUCCUGAUCUAUUGAAAGCCGAUGUUGCUUUGGCAAAAGACCGAGUUGCAAGGUUAAAGAGAGAACUGGAACAAAUACGAACAGAAAUGUACUAUAAAGAACAAGGGCUUGAAGCUUUGUCUCAGGUUGAUCAGCAAUUUUCAGGGCAGACUACAAGUUACACUUUAGCUGAGGCUCAAGCAAUCAUGGAAGAAUUACGUAACAUUCAAAAGUCUUUGAACAGUGGUGAAAAGGAAAAGGCUGAACUUAUGCAGAGCUUAUCCAGACUGAAAGAUGACUUAGCACGUUUACAACCCUCAUCACCAGAUGUUUCAACUUUGAAUAUACCCUUGGAGAAAUUUAGUACUGCUUCACAGACUGAUUUAUCAGGCGAAUUUGUUCCGAUUGGAGCAAGAUUGGCAGAGAUGGCUCGAAUGAGAUUACAAUAUGAUGAAGCUCGUAAGGAAGUACAUAGGAUUCAGCAGGACUUAGCAGAUCUUGAAGAAAGAAUGUCACCUGGGCAGACAGAAUCUGAUAAGGACAGGCUGCUUCUCAUUCAAGAAAAAGAACAACUCCUGCGAGAAUUACGCAGUAUCAACACAAAAGGUCGAAGUGAGGCUGAGAUUGUUUCUAUUGAAACAGAGAUAUGCAAGCUUGAGCAAGAGUUGGGAAAUGCUAUGGAGAUGUCAAAUAGAGCUAUUGCAGAUAGAUUAAAACUACAUGAACAGAAAAAUAUGUUGUUAUUACAGCUGAGAGAUUCAAUGCGAGUUACAAUGACUUUGGAGUCUCAGUUAAAGAGUUUAUCAGCUAGUACUUUAUCUGUGUCAUCUAGCAGCUCACUGGGUUCGUUGAGCACCGGUUCUUUAUCAGCAAGCAGCAAAGGCUCAUUAAGUAGCUUAAGUUUUACUGAUAUUUAUGGUCUGCCUCAGUGUUCAGCAGAUCCUUCUUUACAGGACUUGCAUAAACGCAUUGGACAUUUAAUUCAAGGAAGUUCUCCUGCCAUAGCAAGUGGAAAUUCAGAAGAUUCUAAUGUUCCGAUUUCAGUAGCACAUAGUGUUCCAUCACUGUCUCCACGUUCUUCUUUGUCUUCCAUCUCACCACCUGUUUCACCUUAUGAAUACGGACCACCUCCUAGUUAUGAGCAAACUCAUUUGGAAAGAUUGCAAAGACAAUUACCCAUGAGCAUAGACGAUCAGCUAACUGAUCUGAAGUUUGCUCCUUCUGCAGUAGAUGCUUUACGAACUGAGCAAAGUAUGUUUAGUGAUCAAAAGUUUCUUCGUCAAAGUGGAGGAUUCCUUUGUGGAGAACAAAAUGUAAACUUAAGGAAUGUAGGAGAAUCUUCAAACGAUUUGCAUUGCAACCCUCCAUUAAGUCCUAUUUGUGAGCUGGGGAGUGAUGAGUUGCAGACUUGUACAUUUACUAGCUCAAACAACCGUAGUGUUUCUGCUGCUGUCAGUGAUGAAUCAGUUGCUGGUGACAGUGGAGUGUUUGAAGCAUCGAACAAAAGGUCUGCUGAAGACCGUUUUGGUCUAAGUGAAUUGAACUUGGAAACUGCACAAGUUCAAAUAAAACUGAGGUAUUCAUUAGAGGAUGGGUUGCUUCAUGUUGGGAUUGAAAGAGCUCGCAAUUUAGCUGCAUUAUCUGUACCUAAUCAAUACAAAGUAUGCAUUAAAGUUGCCCUUCUCCCUAUAUCUUGUGAUGAUCUAAACACCUUCACAACUAGCAUAUUUGAAAAUUUAAACAAACCUGCAAUUGGUGAAAAUUUCCGUUUCUCUGUGCCAAUUGUGAAACUGUGUACCAAAACGCUUCAAGUUAAUAUUUGGUCUGUUAACAAUAAUGCAGAGGAAGAAUGUUUGGGAAGUUCUCAGGUUAGCUUAGCAGAUUUUUCUCCAGAUAGCACAAUUACUAAGUGGUAUAAUGUGCUAAGUUUUCGCUUUAUGCAAUUAGAUCAAGCACAAGAAAAAACACUCAAAAGAAAGGAAAAUGAUGAUAGAAGUGAAAUAGCUGAGCAUCUAAACAAAGCUUUUGUAUUCAAAGAAGAAAGUAGUGAUGAAUCUACCAUUAUAUCAUCACAGACUUCUACUUUGACCAGAAAUCAAGGCCCAGAAAUAGGUGAAUGUGGGGCAGUUGGUGAUGAUCUGGAUAGUGAAGCAGAUGAUGAUGAGGAUGACGAGGUGUAUGAUCUUCGUGACAUUGGAGCUGCAUUAAAAGAUCUGACUUGCAUUGAAUGUGGCACAGAAUGUUUUUUACAAGAAAAUGCAGCUACUGUGGAGCUAUGUGACAAGGAAACUAAUACUGAGUGUGUGUUCCUACCUGAAAAAGCAUUGAAGAAAAGGCCUGAGGAAACUUCUAAAAGUGCAGCAAUUAAAAGAUCACAAACAUUUUCUCCUAGUGCAGCUGUUAAUAAACACCAGUAUAUAUGCAGACUCAACCGUAGUGAUAGUGACAGUUCAAUGCCUCUUUAUCGAAGGGGUGGACCCUUUCAGCGAAACUCAAUGGAAAGAAGAAGUUUAAGAUGGAAAGAGCCACCUGUAGCUUGUUCAAAGCAUAGAAUUCAUAACUUCAUAAAAUCAGGAGCAGUAAGAACAUCUUUAGAUUUGGCUUUAGAUUUGCAAGCGUUUCAUCGCAGAUUAAAUCAGCAACAAGAAGAAAUUAAUCGACUUAAAGAAUUGAAAAGACGUUUAGAAGAAUCAAAACAGAAAGGAGACACAGACAUUUCUGAAUGGGCUGCUGAAAAUGCCAAUCUGCAACAAGUUUUGGCAGGAGUAAGCAAAGAAGUAAUAAAAUCUAACCCUGAAGAAAAGAAAAUUGAUAAACUUUUGAAGAAAACAUCUCGAGAAAUUUACAAACUUCGAAAAAGCCGGAAAAAACAACCUGACAUUACUUCUUUCAGGGAAAAAAUGGCCUUCUUCACGCGUGUCAACAUGAGUGUUCCUUACUUACCGACGGACCCUACGAAAGAUGUAUUUCAAGCCAGGAAAGAGAAUACUCAUUUAAGGCCUUUAGCAAAAAGUAGCAAUCAAGAAAAUGUGCAAAAAAGGUUUGAAUAUACUGUGGAUCCUGAAUUAGGUGUUCAAGUUUGA